This is a messenger RNA of Porites evermanni, 5852 nucleotides long. NCBI's taxonomy places the organism in Eukaryota, Metazoa, Cnidaria, Anthozoa, Scleractinia, Poritidae. The record is from the annotation of a GenBank genome assembly.
UUCAAACAAGUUACGCGCAAUGUCUGGUCGCACACGAUUAUUCCACGAGGCGAAAACGGUGGAAGCAUUGUUCUACUGGACGUAGAAGGCUUUAAUUUAGGUGACGAUACAGUAACGAAGCAUCUCAGUAUGUUUACGGCAAUGAUGUCGUCUUGUUUGAACCUUUUUGCCAGUGAUUAUCUGGGAAACAAAGAUAAAGAAUUCCUUUAUGAAAUAUCCCGCUCCAGUGACCUAGUAUUCAACCCAAACAAAACCAACCUUCGAAACUUUCCCAAGCUGCAUAUUGUGGUCCGAGGAAAUUUGAAAUCUCCUAACGAGCUCGAAAGUUACGUGCGUGAUGAACUUUUUGGAUCGGAUCAAAAUAACGGUUUGACCCAGAGUAUGGCAGAUAUAAUUGAAAGGUACUUUCCAAGGGACAGAAUUUUAGUUAGCCAAAUUCCAACUGUAAGCGACCCGGAAAUUCUGCAAGAUCUUGCGAAAAUGCGCAAAAGUUCACACUGGGACAGUUUCGACAAGCUCAUUGAUAAAUCUGUUAAGGAGUGUCCUGUGAAGCAGACCAUUGGAGGAAGCAAAGUUGACGGUCCAGCCUUUGUAGAACUUGCGACGAAAGCUGUGAGAUCCAUAAAUGAAAACUCGUGGAAAGACUUCGGAGAUGUCUUUUCGAGCAUUGAAAAGGACAUAUGUACGAGAAGUUACAUUGAACACAUAAAGCCAGUUUUACAGCUCAAUUCAGGAGGGAUUGGAGACAGGAUGAUAACAGCAAAGGAAAAAUUCGAAAAGGAAUGCUUGCUUACAAGUGAGAUAGAUAGAGUCACCGAUAUAUUAACGAAGACACUUAAAGAAAAAAGUCAACAAGAAGCAGAGAAAAGGAGAGAGGAGGAAGAAAAAGAAAGGACGGAAAAGGAGGAGCAAAGAAGAAGAAAAGAAGAAGAAGAGAAAAGCUGGUAUUCUUUUGAAAAUAUAAAAUAUUUUGGUGGCCAUGCAGCCACCUUGCUUGUUGGGUACUUCCUAAGCGAUAAAAAUCUUAAAAGUAACGUCACGGUUUUGCCUUCCUCCCCGUACAACGACAUUGGACUUACUGGUGUCUGCUGGAAAUGGAAUGACAUCGCACAACAGAAGUUCGGACUCACAGGGGAGGCCUGCGGAGUGAUUGCACAGCAAGUUCAAAAGCUGUAUCCCAAGGCUGUUUUAGUGGGAGAAGAUGGCUUCCUGCAAGUGCGAUAUGGAAUACUCCAUGAGAUUAUCAGUAACCACGUUAGAAACCAGAGCUGUUAGAUCAUACACGUUCAAAGGAAACCUAGUACAGCACAGAUACUUUUUAUACGACAAAGUGACAUAAAGGAACUCAGUCAGACGUUCAAUAUUGUUGACUUUGCCUGCGAAACGAUUAGUGCUGCUGAAUUUCAGCUCAUUGAAGUUGAGUCUGGUUUUGAGUUAGGAGGUUAGGACUGUAAACAUAAUUUUUUCGGCCGAUUACCGGUGGGUGUAUGAUUUGUUGUUUCCUUUUUUUACUAAACAGUGCUGAAGUACCAGCACCUUUAUGUGCCAAGCCAUGCAUGCGUUGUCAAUAAAUGUAUUCUAUCAAAAUAAUGCCUCAUCUUUAGUUUAACCAGAAUUACUGGAUACCUUAAUUUGUUACAAAGUUAUUGUCUUGCUCUAAAAGAGAAAAGAACGACAUUAACUUCAUUUUCCCUGAUUCUCUAAGACAAUAGUAAUUUAUUUAUUUAUUUAUUACACCAAAAAAACACAAAACAAUACAAGUAAAUGUCAAAUUUACAGAAAUUAUUAUUAUUUACUAUCACUGCAUAUUUUAUUCAAAAAAAAGAAGAAAGAAGAAAAAAUAUUACUGAAAAUUUAGCGAUAAUAAUACUAAAACAAUAAAACAAAAACUACAGCAACAACAAGAAAACUUAUACACACGCGGCAAAUGCAUACUAAAGGAGAUGUUGAAAGGUGAGGUGUCGUGCUAUUAUUGUUUCCAAAAGCUAUUUCUUUCUGAAUGCUCAACUUUUAACGAAGAAGUAUGAGACAACUGUCAAAAGAGAUCUCCGUUUUCCUCCUGUAGGCAUCUUCAGUAUAUUGAGAAUUUUGCAAUUGAUUAGGAGUGCGUACUUUAGUGAAUAUCUGUGUUGUGUAUUAUUGAAAACCCCAUACAGAAUCAUACUGUCUGAUAAUGUCAAGGUUUGCCCAGUUUUAUUGGUCUACCAAAUUUAAAAAUGUUCUCCGAAAGGCAACGACAGAGGAGCAGCUGAGCGCAAUAAUAUGUGAUCUAAAGAGUUUGUAGAUAAUAGUAAUUGUGCUAGAACAAUCGUGAGAACUUCCUUUCCGUAAAUUGGGAAAAUCUGUAUCAUUUAGUUAAUCAACGACGAAUGAAUCAAAACAUUCCCUCCUCCUAUCCUCUCUUGAUCUCGCUUAAUGUCAAUUUUAAAGUAAGGAUAGGUUAACGAUGACAAAGAAGUCAAAGAACUAAACUGCAAAAAACCGUGGACGAAGAUCCCAAGGGUUGUCUAAGUUGGAUCUUACGAUAAGAUCUAAUCAUGAUGAAACUUCUAACAUUUGAUUACUUGAAUUCUUUCCGUCAUUACGACAUUUUCGCUAAAACCCGUCGAAGUAGAAUUGUAGCUAAAAAUAUUUAAUAAUAAUAAUAAUAAUAAUAAUAAUAAUAAUAAUAAUAAUAAUCCAUUUAUAUAGCGCCUUUUCUACAAGAUUCAAAGGCGCUGUUUACAAAAAUUAGAUAAAACUAAAAAGUAAAAAUAAUCACAAGAAUUGACAUUAAAACUAGACGCUAACUACAAAAUAGAUAAAUGUACACAAUAGAUAAAAAAUCAGAUAACAAAUGAAAACAUCACGAUUCAUAAGCUCGCAUAAAGAGAAAUGUUUUAAGUUUGCGUUUAAAAUCAUCAAUUGAGUUUGCAGAUUUAAUAUCCUCAGAUAAGUUAUUCCAAAGUUCCGGAGCAACAACAGAAAAAGCUCGUUUACCAUACUAUAUUUCUAUUAGAGGAUCUAAGAUUGCGGCUGGGUGUAUACAAUUGAAGGAGUUCCUGUAUAUAGAUUGGAGCUCGAUCAUGUAGUACUUUGUAAGUAAUUAACAUAAUUUUAAAUUCAAUACGAAAGGAGACAGGGAGCCAGUGAAGAUCCCUCAGGACUGGAGUAAUAUGGCAAAAUCUUGGACACUGGUUGACAAGGCGAGCGGCAGAAUUUUAAACAUGUUGAAGCUUCCGAAUAAGAUAGGAUGGUAGGCCGUACAAUAAAGAAUUACAAUAAUCAAGUUUAGAAACUACGAAGGCAUGAAUAAUGAUCUUUGUAGCAUCAUAAUAUUUUCGUAUGAAACGAAUGUUACGUAGAUGGAAAAAGGACGAUUGACAGACUGCAUUGACAUGAGGUACCAUACAAAAGGACUGAUCAAAGAUACUCCAAUAUUGCGUGCACUGGGGGAGCAGGAUACAGCUAAAGCUAAAAACGACAAGUCCAAAGUGGUCUACUGCAAAGCUGAUAACAACGUGUAUUUUAAACUUCUAGGGGUCAUUGUUGAAAAGCAUAACGUUUUUUUAUAGGUGAAUCAUAAAAUAUCACCAGUGAAUAAGAAAGGUUUCAGCGGGUUGAGUCAGUCAACAUUAUUCAAUUUAUAUAUAUGAUAUGUGAUGUGAUGAGUCUAUCACUAAUUCACUAAAGUGUGAAACAAAUUCCAUGUUUCUGAUGUUUUCCAAAGCUGUCGACGACGUCGAACCUCACGUAAGCGACCACCCAAAAUGCAAAGAUUUAAUGGUGGUCUCUUAUGAGAACAAGGGGUAUUUUUCGAGCAGAGGUCCUGGUAUUACAAUAUAAUUUUUGCAAGAUAAUUUAGUACAUGCAAUUUCUAAGUUACGAUAUAUGUUUUCCUUUUGUCACUCAAAGUCCGUCGUAUCCUUUGACGGGUAAGCGAACUACAUAGAUUAGUCGAGAGCAGACCGUGAGUUAAGGGGUCGCUUACAAAAGCUUGAAAACAACGGAAAAUUAUAAAAAUGUAUCCCCCAAAAGUGGUCGCGGUCACUUACAAGAGGUGCUCGUUUACGAGAGGUUUCAUCUGUAAGGCUUUGACUGAAAAGUUUUUGGUUUUUUGGAUCGAUGGUCUCUCGAGGACAUGGAUUCGACUGUAGGCCAUAUUUCCCAUGAUUCACUGAAUAUUUCCUCUUUUUCUGCGAAAACUGCCGUUGUCUUCCGGUUUUUCCAAAGUAUAGGAAGUACAAUUUCCCCACCAUCUAAGGUCGCAUUCUCAUGCAGCUUGUAAAUUACAUACAGUACAUCAAAAGACGAUGAACAUGCUUCUUCUAGUCGUCCUGGGGACAAUUUUUGCAGCAACUUUUACCUCAGCUGUUCACGAUGCGAAGGUGUUUCUCAAGGUGACAGACAACAAAACCUACGAGCUCGUCGAAGAUGUUUUGAAAGAAAUGUCAAAUCUCAAGCGCCCGAUUCGAGUCUUAGCCGCCGUUGGUAAUGCAAGGGUUGGAAAAUCUACCACGUUAAACCUCAUUAGUCACGUCUUAGGUAGAAGGAAGAAAGAAGGAAAUUCUGUUGAAGAGAUUUUUAAAACAGGUGAUUCAGCCGAACAAGUAACGCGAAAUGUAUGGGCACAUACGAUUCAUCCACGGGGCAAAAACGUUGGAGGCAUUGUUCUUCUGGACGUAGAGGGUUUUGAUUUAGGCGACGAUGAAGUUACAAAGCAUCUUAGUAUGUUUACAGCAAUGAUGUCGUCUUGUUUGACCCUGUUUGCCAAUGAUUAUUUGGGAAACAACGACAGAAACUUUCUUUAUUACAUAUCCCGCUUAAGUGACUUGGUAUUCCGAAACCGCAAAGCUGACCUGGGAAAUUUUCCGGAGCUUCAUAUUGUCAUACGAGGCAAUCUGAAAUAUCCCGAAGAUAUCGAAAGUUAUAUUCGUAAUAAAUUCUUUCAGCCAAACCAUGACAAGAAUAUCCAAGGUAUGGUAGAUGCUAUUGAAAGAUACUUUAAAAGGGAUAGCAUUACAGUUAGCCAAAUUCCAGAUAUCAACGAACCUGAGAUGUUGCAAGACACUGCCAAAUUACGCAACAUUUCCGCUUUUUGGAACAGUUUCGAAAAAUUAAUGGCAAAAUUGGAGAAGUGUCCCGAGAAGAAAUUUGCCAUUGGAGGAAGCCCAAUGGACGGUCAAGCCGUAGUGCAACUUGCUAAAGACGUCGUGAAAGCUAUGAACGAAAAUUCGUGGGCAGAAUUCGGAGAUGUUUAUUUAAAUAAUGAAAUGGGCAUCUGUAAAAGAAGCUACGAAAAAUACUUGAGACCAGUUUUACAGUUUGAUUCGAAAGGAAUUGUAGACUAUAUGAUGGAAGCAAUAGAAAAAUUCAAAACUGAUUGCAAUCUUGAAAGUGAGAUAGAGAGUGCCAAGGAAGAAUUAAAGAAGACCCUCAAUGAAAAAAGAAAACGAGAAGAAGAGAGAAGGAAACAGGAGGAAGUAGAAGAAAGAAGAAGAAAAGAAGAGGAAGAGAGAAGAAAAGAAAAGGAAGAGCGAAGAAAAAAGGAAAAGUGGGACUCUUAUGGCUGGUAUUUAGCUGGCUUGUUAGGCGGGUACUUGGCCUUCUUUAGCGAUGAAAAUCUAAAAAGUAACGUGAUGGUUCUGCCUUACUCCAUUUACAACGAUAUUGGACUUAAUGGAGUCUGCUGGAAAUGGAAUGACAACGCACAGCAAAAGUUCGGUCUCACAGGGGAGGCCUGCGGAGUGAUUGCACAGCAAGUUCAAAAGCUGUAUCCAAAGGCUGUUUUACUGGGAGAAGAUGGCUUCCUUCAAGUGCGAUAUGGAAUACUUCAUACGAUGAUUAACCACGUUAGAGACAAGCGCUGUUAG